Bactrocera tryoni is the source of this 3133-nucleotide messenger RNA. RefSeq lists its product as uncharacterized. Lineage: Eukaryota; Metazoa; Arthropoda; Insecta; Diptera; Tephritidae. The record is from RefSeq and is a predicted model, not a curated record. The coding region runs from base 113 to 3133 and encodes 1006 amino acids. The transcript has 4 exons. Gene Ontology annotation, molecular function: protein binding.
GUGAACGGUGUUAGAAGUAGCUUAUUGCCGUUUUCGCGCUCGUAGACACAAAUAUUUAUUAUACUGGAGUAAUACCAUAUGAAAUAACAACUGCUGGAGACCAUAGUUUACUAUGCUACCAAAUACGAUUAGUCAGGACCGCGGCAAGGACUGGACCAGUUUGCACGAGGCUGCCGCCAAUGGCAACGAGGAAAUGCUGCAGACGCUACUCGCUGGCAAUGCAGACCCCACCGCCAAGGAGACCAAAUUAGGCAAUACACCGCUGCAUGAAGCGGCGUCGCGCGGCUACAGCCGCUCAGUAAAGUUGCUCUGCGCGCCCAAACCCAACACGAAACCGCCACCGAAGAGUAAGCAGAAGCAGGAGGCAACAAAACAAAGUCGCGGCACAAUACAAAACGCAACACUGGGCUUACAGAACUUUGCCGGUUUUACCGCCUUACAUUUGGCGGCACAAAACGGACAUAAUCAAAGUUGCAGAGAGCUACUAAUGGCUGGCGCCAAUCCGGAUAUUGAGAAUUAUUAUGGCGACUCGGCGCUGCACACGGCCUGUCGGUACGGACACGCCGGCGCCGCACGCAUUCUACUCUCCGCCUUCUGCGACGUCAACAAGAAGAAUCUCAAUGGUGACACACCCUUGCAUAUAACCAGCGCCAUGGGUAGACACAAAUUGUCGCGCAUACUGCUGGAAGCCGAAUGUGAAAUCAAUAUACGUAAUUCGCAAGGCGAGACCCCGCGCGACAUUGCAAUACGUAAGGGUUUCGGCAAAAUAUUGGACAUAUUAGACAAUCCACAUCGCAUACGCAAUAAGAAAGGCAAACCGGCAACGGGCGAAGAGGAUAAGACGAAAGCUGCGCCCUGCACAUCUAAAACGCAUGCGAAUGAGGUCAGUUGGUCGCCAUAUGGCUGUCAUUACUUUCCCGAUAUGCGCGCAUUUCCAUCGCCAAAACUGGAGACACUACCCAAAGAGCCGCUGAAGCGCGGCGAACAAUACUAUUUGGACCUGGCCGGGCAUAUACGCAAGGGACCGAUCGGUAUCGGUAAUAUCUGCUACUGCGGUCCAUUCUUCAAGCACAUCGAGGAUAAGAUCAAUUCGAAUAAGCGGCAUUUGCGUAAAUACGUACACACUGCCAAGGAACAUUUGGACGAUAAGGUGCAAGCGUUGGCGGCGCGUACAAAUCAUCAAAUUGAGAAGCUAACGCGCACGAUGAUCGCCGAUCGUGUGGAAUGUCAAACUCGACGUUUAUAUUUGGAGAACUAUUUGAAACGUGGUGAUCCCUUGCGUUUAACGGCGGACGUUACGACGCGUGGACGAGAGGCACGUGAAAUGUUCGACACCUUGAAACGCUGUCGAAGUCUUGAGUUUCUGGAGAAAGUCGACAUGUCGGAAAGCAAGUUGGCGAACUCGCGCAGCUACGAUCUGCUCGAUGCGAAUGCGAAUGCACCGGAAGUAGUUGUUGAAGACCGUAUGGAUGAAGCGCUGUGCUGUCCACACUCCACUGAGUUACAAAAUCAUUUGAGCGAAGACUCAAACAAUGAGUUUUAUGAUGUCUCGAAACGUUUGGGUAGUUUACUAGCGAAGACGAGUACAUUUUUGACAGUGCCCGCACAUGCAGUACCAAACUCAACGACCAAAGCAACAGCGGCAGCAUUGGAAAUAGACGCCGAUGACGGUGGACUGAGCACGCGUGUGCAAAAUAUGCAUUUGAGUCCAUCGAAUAGUGAGGCAUCGAAUAUCACUCCGGCUCAGUUGAGCUCCGAAACUGGUGCGAUAUCGAGCCCCGACUAUAAUUGUAAUUUCCGUACGCCGCACGGCGCGGCGAAACGUAAAGCUUUUGCGGCAACAACAGAAGAAGCUACAACCACAGCAUCAUCAUCGAUGGCAUCACCAGCCGAACGUACACAAUACAGAGAUAAACCGAUUACUAACUACGGUAAUGAAAGACAGCUGGAGUACUUGUACAGCAUACAGAAGCGCGGCAGCGUCAUACAGAAUGUGAUAAGCGCAUUGCGCAAAAGUCAUCAAAGAGCCGAUGAUAGUUUGGUGUUGGCGAAGACACGCAACGAAUCAGAGUACACACAAGAGGAUAAGCUGGGCUAUAAAGAUGAACUCUUUCAGGUGCAACGUUCAGCGGAAUGUGAAAGCAAAGAGGCGGCAAUGUUGAAAGAGGUCGGUUUGCCACUUGAAAAUUUGAGCGUGAGCACACAUGCCUUCGCAAUGAAGGGUCGAGACUUUAACGAAAUGCAACGCUUACAAACACAAAUUGGCGAAAUCACAACACCAACAUACAACGAGCAGGAGACGCGUUAUCAGGAUUCCUCCUACACGGAAAGUCAUCCGGGCGAAGACUGUUUGGAUUCGUUGGAAAGCGUACAGCAACAACCGUUACAACAAUUUACCGGUGCGAAUAAUGCGCCAUUAUAUGCGCAACAAGUCUUGGACAAAGUCGGUGUGGCGACUCAUGGCUCAACGCCUUCACACGCCACAGACUCACCGGAUUCGCAGAAUUAUGUUUUCCAGACAAACUAUUGGCCCGAACGUUAUGUGCCGAAAGACGCCUACUUUCACGAUUUGUCACAACGCAAAUGCAAGGUUGCACAACCAAAUGUAACGACAGCCGCUUCAAUAGCAAAACCGUCAACCGAAGAGCCUACGGCAUACACGAAUGCUUUGCCGAAGUUCAAAGUUGCUAAUGCGGUAAAAAGUAUAGAGAAGCUUAAUGGUCAAGUGCUGUCGAAUACUUAUAUACGUGAUCCCACCGUCAGGAGUAGCCUCAAAGCUAAAUCUUUUGUGGUGCCUGCAGUCGUAAGUACAACGCCGAAGAGCUGCAGCGCUUGUACCGAAGCGAUUUGUAAUGGAAAUUGCACUUAUGACGAAUCGCUGAAGAUAGUACGCGAGCCGCGUGUUCGGCGCCCAAUUCACGAAGAGGAACAAAAUGAAGCAGUGCCCAUUGGUUUCACAACAACACAAUCGGCGAGUUUGAACGAAACUGGCAUUGUUACAGCAUCAGCAGUUCAUAACGGGUUAGGACCCUAUAGCGCUUACAGUCACGACGAAGCUGGUGCGCUCGCUGGCAAGACCAGCAGGCUGCCGGCAGCGGGCUUCUACGCGAGUAAUGUGUCAAGUUUGGUCUGA